This is a messenger RNA of Scaptodrosophila lebanonensis, 1128 nucleotides long. Its product is annotated as dnaJ homolog subfamily C member 22-like. Gene Ontology annotation, cellular component: plasma membrane; early endosome. Gene Ontology annotation, biological process: endocytosis. The transcript has a single exon. Bases 1 to 1128 code for a protein of 375 amino acids. The record is from RefSeq and is a predicted model, not a curated record. NCBI's taxonomy places the organism in Eukaryota, Metazoa, Arthropoda, Insecta, Diptera, Drosophilidae.
AUGGGCACCAAACAAAUUAUAUAUCCCAGAUCGAGCUUGCAAUCGCCUUUCGAUGAUGGGAUGCGGAACAAUAAUGGGAAGCAGAAGAACAUACCGAAGAAGAAAUCUUUGUUCCUACACUACAUUCUGUGGCUAUUUGGCGGUAUCUUUGGCAUACAUCAUCUGUAUUUGAAUCGCGAUGGCCAUAUCUUCUUAUUGUGGUGCACAUUUGGCGGAUAUUUGGGAUUCAGGUGGCUUAGUGAUAUGUUCAUGAGAGCCGAGUAUGUGCACGAUGGCAAUGAAGAUCCGGGUUUCGUUAGGAAAUUCGUGCCUCGUCGUCCACCAUUAUUUUCCACGAAGCGUUUUGUGGCACAGCUGAUGAUUGGCUUUAUGUUCGGCCAGAUAGGGUCCUUUGCCAUACCACAAAAGAGUGUGGCCGGAAUCGAUUGGACCUUUCUGCACUGGGGCGUACCGCUUUUCGUGGCAUUGGGCGUCUGGACAGUGGGAAAUAUUGGAAAAGAAUGUGGAGCAAUGUGGCAUUGUCUGGUGGCCGCCGCCAUUACCUAUCCCGUGGGCUAUUUAAUAUACGACCAGCUGUACACACUAUUAAUUACGGCUACCCUCUCAACGCUGGCCUUCGACACGUUCGCCAGGCAGUGGACACCCAAUCCGCAACCUCGCCGUAGUGCCUGCUUGCGCUCAGUAAAAUUAUCGGGCGCCUUCUGCAUCUAUCUUGCAGGCUGGUGUUGCUUUCUCUACUUCAAUGCCACCACUUUGGAUGAAAAUGGUGCUGAGGUGCCCAUUCGUGAGGUGCUUCAGGAUUUCUUGGGCUCGCCCUGGUGGUCCGAUUUUAAGGAGGCAUUUCGCGAUACAUACAACCAUGCUAAGCGUCAUGGCUGGGAACUUUUAAUGAAGACGAUACUCGAAAGCACGACCGCAGAUGCUCCUGAUCUGCAUGCGUACAAGGUUCUGGGAAUCAGCCCAACUUCAACGAAGGCAGAGAUAAGCGCCGCCUACCGAAAGCUCUCCAAAAAGUAUCAUCCGGAUAAGCUGAAGGGUGACGAGGAACUGCAUCUGGCCAUGAACCAGUUCAUUGAGAUCCAGGAGGCUUACGAGGCACUACGAAACAGAAAUAAGGACGAUCAAUAG